Topomyia yanbarensis is the source of this 4299-nucleotide messenger RNA. RefSeq lists its product as uncharacterized. Gene Ontology annotation, biological process: carbohydrate transport; transmembrane transport. Gene Ontology annotation, cellular component: membrane. Gene Ontology annotation, molecular function: sugar transmembrane transporter activity. The record is from RefSeq and is a predicted model, not a curated record. NCBI's taxonomy places the organism in Eukaryota, Metazoa, Arthropoda, Insecta, Diptera, Culicidae. The transcript is spliced from 13 exons. Bases 167 to 3001 code for a protein of 944 amino acids.
UUUAGUGAUAGUACCUAUUUAGUAUUAGAUAAUUAUUUAAUUUUAAGGGUGAAAAGUCUAAUAAAACACAAUUCUCGAUCGCUAUCGAAAAAAGAGAGGUGCACUCGUGAGGAAGUUGAAAAAUUGAACAUUGCGUACACCAAUAAUCAAAAUAUCACAUCUGUUGAUGGCCAACGACGCCAAUUUCUUCUCCCACCAGUACCGACACCAGCUCAAGGCAUUGCUAGCGGUUCAUCUAAUAACCAUCGGGUACGGUGUCACGGUUGGAUGGACGGCCCCAAUCAUCCCACUUCUGCAGUCAGCCGACACACCCCUCCCGAGCGGUCCCAUCACGGUAGAGGAAGCGUCGUGGGUGGGAUCCUGUCUGUGCAUCGGUGGAAUGACGGGAACAAUCCUGUUUGCUCUGAUUCAUACGUAUUUCGGCAAGAAAGUGGGACUGCUGCUGCUUGCCGUUCCUCACCUCAUUCUGUGGACUCUUCUGAUGGUGGGUGACAGUGUCUACUACAUCUACGUUGCACGGGUCAUGUCCGGACUCACCGGGGGAGGAAUUUGCAGCAUCCUACCGCUGUUUGUGGCUGAUAUUGCGGACAGAAAAAUCCGAGGAACGCUCGGUUCGUUAACGAUUCUGCACAUAAACUUUGGCCUGCUGGCAUCGUACAUCGCUGGGAACUACCUAUCGUACUACACGAUACCGAAAGUUAUGCUUUGCCUGCCGGUCGCCUUUCUCGGGCUGGUUUGUUUACUGCCGGAGACGCCAUAUUGUUUGCUGCGGAAGGGAAAAACAGACGAGGCGGAAAAAUCAUUGAUGUUCUAUCGGAACAUUCCGGACGCGUCACGCAAGACGCUUGUUUUCGAAUAUGAGUUCGAAAGCUUGAAGGCAUUCACCAUGGCCGAAAAGAGCAAACAAAGCUUAACUUUUGCCGAUUUCACGACACCGGCCGCAAUUCGUGGUCUUUCCAUUGGCCUAUUUGUUGUGGCACUGAAUCAAUUCAGUGGCAUCUUUGCCAUACUAACCUACGCCGGAACCAUUCUACAGGCAUCGGGAUCGUCCGUUGAAUCCAAGUACGUGUUAAUUCUGCUAGCUCUGAUAAACAUCUGCGGCAACCUGACCUCGUUUGCAAUCAUCGAUAAAGCCGGUCGCAAGAUCUUCUUGCUGAUUUCGACUGUAGGUGUCGGAGUGUCCCUCGGUCUUAUGGGACUGCAUUCAUACUUUUCCGAUUCGAGCGACUACUCCUGGGUACCGGUACUAUGUCUGACUUCUACAAUCUACGCAGCAGCACUCGGCAUCACGAACGUGCCAUUUUUCAUUUUGCCGGAAAUCUUGCCCCCCAAGCUCCGUAGCAUCGGCAGUACCAUCAGCAUGGUUUCACUCUGCUUUUUUGCUUUCAUUAUGGUGAAGGCAUUUCCGAUUCUAUUGGAAAACAUACAAAUCCAUGGCACAGUUUGGAUUUCGACCGCAGUGUGUAUAGUUGCCGUACUGAUUAUAGUGUUUUUGGUUCCGGAGACGAAAGGGAAGAAUCUGGUUCUAGAAGAGGAAAAUAACUCAAGCAAGUCCAGGGUGGAUGUAUUUUAUGAAAGCGCACCGAAAAUGGUUCAUCGUUCGGCAGUGGCGGGAAAUAUUUCAUUAAAAUCGGUGUGUAAUCAGUUCCUCGGGGCAAUUGCUGUUAACAUCAUCACGCUCGGUCAUGGUGCGGUUAUCGGUUGGGUUUCACCGUUUUUGCCCUACCUGCAGUCCAACGAGACCCAUCUGACGUCCGGACCGGUGAACAUUGAGCAGGCCUCAUGGAUCGGGUCCACGCUUUGCAUCGGAGGAUUAAUCGGUGCCACAACGUUCGGUUUGCUGGCGGACCGAUUGGGUAAAAAGUUGGGCCUUCAGCUGGUCGCAAUUCCGCAGUUGGGAUUCUGGUUAUGCAUUCUCCUGGGUACAAAUGUCUACCAUCUGUACCUGGGCCGUAUCUUGGCCGGCUGUGGGGGCGGUGGUAUCCUACGGGCUAUCCCACUCUACAUUGCGGACAUUGCCGACUGCAGGCUGCGUGGGAUGUUGGGGUCCGUGCUAAUCAUCACCCUGAACCUUGGCAUUCUGGUAGGAUUUGUAUUGGGAAACUAUCUGACAUAUUUCACGGUACCGGCCGUAAUGUUGAGCGCUCCGGUAAUCUUCCUCGUUGCAACCUACUUCCUGCCGGAGACACCGUAUUGCCUACUGAAAAAGAACCAGAGCAACAAAGCAGAACGAUCCUUGAUGUUCUAUCGGGGAAUCGAGGGACACUUGCAGAAGUCGGUUGAGUUUUGCAAUGAACUCGAACAGUUGCAGAUGGCUGUUAGAGCUGAACAGGAAUCGCUGGAUAAAAACAGACUAACCUGGGGUGAUUUUUGUACUACACAAGCACGAAAAGGAUUAGGUAUUGGAAUUUUCCUGAUGCUUUUGAAUCAGUUCAGUGGAGCACUGGCAAUUAUCACUUAUACAGCAACAAUUUUUGAAGAAUCGGGGUCGGAUCUAUCCCCAAAAAUGUCAUCAAUUAUUGUCGCCUUGAUCCAACUGGUUGGAACCAUUAUAUCCUUUACUCUCGUCGAUAACUUGGGUCGUAAAAUAUUGUUACUCAUCUCAACGUCCGGAACUGCAGUGGGCCUGUUUUCCAUGGGUCUUUUCUCAUUCCUGCAACAGAACGGUUACGAUCUGAGUCAACUUCAGUCGCUGCCAAUCAUCAGUUUAUCGGUAACAAUUUUGCUUUCGUCGAUAGGCAUCCUUUCGUUACCAUUUGUUAUACUAGCCGAGGUUCUGCCUCAGAAAAUCAGAAACGUUGGCAGCACAAUUAGCAUCACAAUGGUAUCGACAAGUGCAUUUGUUGUGCUCAAGCUUUUUCCAGUCAUGAUGGAUCGAAUAAAACUAUUCGGAACGAUGUGGGUUUUGUCGUCGUUCUGUUUUCUGGCUAUAUUCUUCAUUAUGUUAGUGAUACCGGAAACCAAAGGCAAAAAUUUGGUCGCCACUGACAACCGUCAAUGAUAUGAAUAAACAAAGUAUAACAGUCCUCUAUUGAGCUUUUUUGUGCUUCUCCUCGGCAUAUAGCUGAUCACGUUAGAAAUAAUUCAGCUCAGACUGGUGCAAGUGCCUCAUGAACUUACCAUCAUGGCCAAUAAAACGUCCAACGAAACAUCGAAAGCAGCCAGUACGAAUCACAUAAAUUAUGUGCCACAAUUAACGAAGGAUGCCCAUUGGAUUGCUUUGACUUAAGAGUUAUGUGAGAAGCGUAAAAUUAUUUUAUCAUUCAAUUAGGAUAUAAAUAUUACCAGUGUGAGAUGAGAGAAAUAACAUUUUUAGGGGAAUUGUGGGAAAAACCGACACUGUGGGUAAAACCGACACCCCACAACAUUUCCUAGAAAUCAAAUUUUUAUUCAUUUCAUAAUGAUACAUUAUUAUUAGUACGUUCGUUUAGAGCAUUUGAAGAAAAAUUAGAUUUACGUUAGUACGCCGAAUGUCAUAAAAAUAAACAAAACAUACGACAGCAGCGUUCAUACUCGUCUGGAUGUUAAAUUUCGUUGGUAGAUUUUAAGGUUGUAAUCGAACAAAAGCUUUUCAAAUCACCACAUUUUUCAGUACCUGUUAUUAUCGGUCUGUCCUAUGAUCAACUAGGUGUAUUGAAGACGAGUUUGAGAAAUUCAAUAUUUUUAAUUGCUUUUAUAAAAACAUGUGCGCUGUUGGGGUAAAACCGACACCCUGUGGUUAGGGUAAAACCGACACGCUGUUAAGAUGGUUGUGUAUACUUGCGAUUCAUUUCAAAAUACUGGGGAUCUUUGUGAUACUUCAAUUAGCCUAUUAGAACACUAUAGUAUUAGCAGAAAUACACAGAAAUACUUUUAUUUUGUUUAUUUCUUGUAAGUCCCUUUGAAAAUCAAAAAUUGGAAUUUUUGCUUAUCUGAUUCUAUCGAAGCUUUUACUAUUUCUGCAAAAAGCUCAUCAAACCGAAUUUCUAGUGUUCUCUUGGUUUGUCAUAGACGAACUUUAUCACAAAGAAACAAUGAUCUUAUGUAUACCCCAAUAGAUCGUUGAUGAUCAGAGUCCGAAAAAUCAAAUCUAAAAAAGAUUUUACUAAGAAGUGUGUGUGUCACUUAUAAGUGAAUGAAUCCAAUUAGCAGAACGUAGAACGCUUGCAAAUCUUCUCUUACGAAAUAAAAUGACACUGGAGGUUGCAAUGAUGUGCGCAAGGAUUAUUUGGAAAUACUCAUAUCAAUAAAUAAUCCUAUAGCAUAAAAUACUCUUAUUUAUAGUACUACGCUUUCGAACUUUCUUCCCCUCACUACACG